AUGGCCAAUUUACGAAAAACUCACCCAUUACUUAAAAUCGCCAACGACGCCCUAGUCGACCUUCCAACCCCUGCUAACAUUUCAGUAUGAUGAAACUUUGGCUCCCUGCUUGGACUUUGUCUAGUAGCCCAGAUUCUAACAGGCCUAUUCCUGGCCAUACAUUACACAUCAGACAUUGCCACAGCCUUUUCUUCUGUUGCCCACAUCUGCCGUGAUGUCAACUACGGAUGACUAAUCCGAAAUAUGCACGCCAACGGCGCAUCCUUCUUUUUUAUUUGCAUCUACCUUCACAUCGGACGAGGGCUAUACUACGGCUCCUACCUGCACAAAGAAACAUGAAAUGUUGGAGUUAUUCUCCUAUUACUAGUUAUGAUAACUGCCUUUGUUGGGUACGUCCUUCCAUGAGGCCAAAUGUCAUUCUGAGGCGCCACCGUCAUUACAAAUCUCCUAUCAGCAAUCCCAUAUGUAGGCAGCUCCCUAGUACAAUGAAUCUGAGGUGGCUUUUCUGUCGACAACGCUACACUUACCCGAUUCUUUGCCUUCCACUUCCUAUUUCCCUUCGUUAUUGUAGCAAUAACAUUAGUGCAUCUCAUUUUCCUUCAUGAAACAGGAUCCAAUAAUCCUACAGGCCUUAACUCAGAUGCAGACAAAAUUUCCUUCCACCCGUACUUCUCAUACAAAGAUCUCCUAGGCUUCGCAGCCCUACUCAUUGCCCUUAUCUCCUUAGCAUUAUUCUCCCCCAACCUCCUUGGUGACCCCGACAAUUUCACUCCCGCAAACCCCAUAGUAACUCCCCCCCACAUCAAGCCAGAAUGAUACUUCCUAUUCGCAUACGCCAUUCUACGAUCCAUCCCUAACAAACUAGGAGGUGUCCUAGCCCUUCUUGCCUCUAUCCUAGUCCUUAUACUAGUGCCAAUUCUACACACAUCUAAACAACGAAGCUUAACCUUCCGACCACUAACACAAUUCCUCUUCUGACUCCUAAUUGCAGACGUAAUCAUUCUAACCUGAAUUGGAGGAAUGCCAGUAGAACACCCAUUUAUUAUCAUCGGCCAAAUCGCUUCCGUCCUAUACUUCUCCCUCUUCCUCGUACUUGUCCCUACAGUAGGCUGAGUUGAAAACAAAUUCUUAAAAUGACGAU
Amphiprion ocellaris (clown anemonefish) is the source of this 1141-nucleotide messenger RNA. NCBI's taxonomy places the organism in Eukaryota, Metazoa, Chordata, Actinopteri, Pomacentridae. The record is from the annotation of a RefSeq genome assembly.